Messenger RNA from Adineta steineri, 3021 nucleotides. NCBI's taxonomy places the organism in Eukaryota, Metazoa, Rotifera, Eurotatoria, Adinetida, Adinetidae. The record is from the annotation of a GenBank genome assembly.
AUGAAUCAAAUUCGACCGGAUGAUCGAACUUUGGAAGAAUUAUUUCAAAAAACACUUGCAGCAAUGGAUUUACCAGCGGAUAAAAUGAAAAUGUUAAGAGAAUUUCCAUCGGAUAAAAAAUGGGAUAUUAUACGAGAUCGAGAUCAAGUUACAGCUAAACAUCCACCACAAUAUUAUAUUGAUGGUUUAAAAACGUAUAUUCGUGGUGCUAAUCUUGUACCAAAAGCGUUAACUUUAAAAAAGAAACAACCAGUUGAACCAUCAACUCAAUUACUUUCAAGUUUAGAAAUAUCAUUACGUACGAAUAAUAUAGGAUGGGUACAUGAAUUUCUUAAUACAAACAAUAAAGGUCUUGAUGUAUUACUUGAUUAUUUGAAAACAUCAUUGGAAGUUAUGCGUGAAAUCGAUAGUGCAAAUGAUAAUGAUUUUAUUUUAAAUGGACAUAAUCAUUUAUUAUCGAAUUCAAUGUUAAAUAAUGGAAAUCAUAAUUAUACCGAUGAAAAUUCAACUACGAAACGUUCAACAUUAGGUCGAUCGGAUGCAAGACGUUUGCAUAGAAAAAUCAAAAAAUAUCAAAUCGGUGAAGCUACUGAUGAUGUUAGAUUGUGUAUUAUGUGUCUUAGAGCAAUUAUGAAUAAUCAAAAUGGCUUCAAUCUUGUUAUUCAACAUCCAUCUGCGUUGAAUUAUAUCACACUUAGUUUACAACAUAAAAAUUAUCGUUGUAAAGCACUUAUUUUGGAAUUACUUGCUGCUGUAUGUUUGGUUGAAUUAGGACAUGAUGUUAUCCUAGCAGCAUUCGAUAAUUUCCGAAUUGUUUGUCAUGAAAGACAUCGUUUUGAAAUAUUAAUGAAAUCAUUUACUCAACCGUUAGAUUUCAAUGUUGAUUAUAUGAUUGCAUGUAUGCAAUUUAUAAAUAUUAUUGUACAUUCGGUACAAGAUAUGAAUUAUCGUGUAUAUUUACAAGAAGAAUUUAAAUUACUUGGUCUUGAUGAAUGUCUUAAAAAAUAUUUGGAAAUUCACAGUGAAUGUGAUUUAUUUAUAUUACAAAUUCAUGCUUUUCUGGAUAAUUAUUUUGAUGUUGGUCAAUUACUUGAAGAUUCAGAAACGAAAGAACAAGCUAUUACAAAAGUAUCGGAAUUAGAAGAACAAUUAAGUAUUGCAAAUGAACGAAUACAUGAUUUAGAAAAUGGAAAUUGUAGUAAAAUGGCGGAAUUACAAAAGGCAUUAACUAGUGCUGAAGAACAGAUCGAAAAUGUCAAAAAAGAACGUGAUGAUAUGUCACAUACAUUGAAUACAUUAAGAAGAAAUCAACAUGACAGAGGAUCACCAAAUAGUUCGACAUCAUCAAUUUCAUCAGCUCCUCCUGGUGCACCAACAAGUACAUCAAAUACUGCAUCGAACAUACCACCUGCGCCGCCAAUGCCGCCACCACCAAAUUUUAUUCCACCACCUCCACCGCCAGGACCACCUCCACCAAUGUUUGGUAUUCCACCACCUCCACCAGGUAUGCUUGAACCUUUACCAGGUUCAAUGACAAUAAAAAAGAAAAUUCAAACAAAAUAUAAACUACCUAAUCUUAAUUGGACAUCAUUAAAACCUGGACAAGUGCGUGGUACUGUUUUCUCUGAACUUGAUGAUGAGAAAUAUUUCAAAUUAAUCGAUUUUGAAACAUUCGAAGAAUUAUUUAAAACAGGAUCUGGUCUACCGAUUAAUCAAGCAAAUGUUAGUCCACAUUCACGACAAAAAUUUAUCAAAAUUCCAGAAAGUUUAACAUUACUCGAUCCACAACGACAGAGAAAUUUAGGUAUUGCUCGACGAAAACUUGAUCUUAAUGUAAAUACAAUAGGACGAGCAUUGAAUAAUCUUGAUUUAAAAAUUUUAACAACUGAUACAAUUGAUAUUUUACAACAUUUUAUUCCAACUGAAACAGAAAUCAAAGCAUUUACAUCGUAUUUAUCAGAUGGAAAAUCUAUAACAAAUUUAUCUGAUGAAGAUCGAUUUCUCUACGGACUAUCAAAAAUCGAGAGAUUAUCCCAAAAAUUAAAUGUUAUUUCAUUUAUGGCUAAUUUUAAUGAUAUUAAUCAAAAUUUAAUUCCACAACUUAAAGCUGUUAUAACAGCAUCAUUAUCAUUAAAAAAUAAUUCAAAAUUUAAAAAACUUCUUGAAAUUGUACUUGCAUUUGGUAAUUAUAUGAACAGUAGUAAACGUGGACCAGUCUAUGGUUUUAAAUUAUCAAGUUUAGAAAUUUUAACUGAUACACGUACACAUGAUAAACGUUUAACAUUACUCCAUUUUAUUGUUCAAACAAUUGAAGAAAGAUUUCCUGAUAUAGGACGUUUCGAUACAGAUCUGCAAGCAGUUGAAAAAGCUGCACAAGUAUCAUUGGAAAAUAUUCAGAUUGAUGUUCAGGAUCUAACACGUGGUUUAGAUAAUGCUAAAAAAGAACUUGUUAUUCGGCAAACAAUGAAGAAUGUCGAAACACGUCCAUUAGAAGAAUUUCUUAAUAUAGCUCAAGAUAAAAUUGAUCGUUUGGUGAAAGAUGCUAAAUCAGCACAAGAUUCAUUUAAUCAAUGUGUGGAAUAUUUUGGUGAACCACCACGAACACAAACUCCAUCGAAUUUCUUCUCAACUUUUGUUAAAUUUCAACGAGCAUAUCAACAAGCACAUCAUGAAAAUGAAGAACGAAAACGUUUAGCUCGUGAAGCAGCUGCAACACUUGAACGACCCAAUAAACGUCAAAUAAAUAAACGUUCACAGGAAGAACUAUUAAAUGAACUCAAAGGCCGAAAAGAAGCAAUCAAAGAUCAAAAAUUAAUUAAACGUGAAGCAUUAACAGAUGGUACUAUUGAAACCUUAUUAGAUGAUCUUAAAAAAACACCAUAUUUACGUGCUGAUGCUGCUCGUCGAAAUCGUCGAAAAACUCAAGAACUUAUGAAACAAAUAAGUCGUGAUGUUCUUGGUAGUGUUACAAAUGGAACGAAUAAUAAUAAUAAUAAUAUUUCGACUGAAGUUCAUUUUUAA